Molecule: messenger RNA, 1533 nt
Organism: Humulus lupulus (European hop)
Lineage: Eukaryota; Viridiplantae; Streptophyta; Magnoliopsida; Rosales; Cannabaceae
Exons: 4
Coding region: 1-1533 (510 amino acids)
Source: RefSeq, a predicted model, not a curated record
AUGUAUCAUAGUUUUUUGACCCAAAGAAGUAAAAUAAACUGGAUAAAGAAGGGAGAUAUGAACACAUCUUUUUCCUAUGCUUAUCUGAAGCAGAGAAGAGCAGAUAAUGGCAUUGUUUCAUUUAUUAAUGAUCAAGGUAAUCUGGUGGACAAUUUUUCUGAAGUUGUUUCUCAUUUUGUUGAGCAUUUCAGAGGCUAUUUGGGGAGCCCGAGUUCAGCUACAGGUAGUAUUAAUAUGGAUUGUUUAGAUUUGGGUCCUAAGCUCUCGAUGGAUCACCAAACAAUGCUUUUAAAACCUUUCUCUUAUAAGGAAAUUCGUAAUGCAUUAUUUGGUUUUCCCAUCACCAAAUCCCCGAGUCCAGAUGGGUAUGGCUCUGGUUUUUUCAAGGCUGCCUGGCAAGUUGUUGGGAAUGAAGUGUGCUCAGCUAUAAGUCAGUGUUUAGAAACAGGAUUGGCUUUGGUUCUUCCUGCUAUUAUUCAGCCGAACCAGGGUGCUUUUAUUAGGGGUCGUUCAAUAGCUCAUAACAUCAUGAUUUUUCAGGACCUUAUUAAAAACUAUGGUCGGGCUGUUACUUCCCCAAGAUGUGCUAUUAAGAUUGACUUAAGCAAGGCUUAUGACACGGUAGAUUGGCAAUUCCUAGAGGAUCUUUUAAAGGCUCUCUGCUUUCCUAUGAAAUUUAUAGGUUGGAUAAUGGUGUGUUUACGGAAUACUUCUUACUCUUUGCUCAUGAAUGGUAGAGUUCAAGGUACUCAUUCAGCUGUUCUUACUCUUAAAGAAAUUGUUGAGGGAUUUAGUUCGGCUACUAGUUUGGCUAUUAAUACAGCUAAGUCUCAAAUAUUUUUUGGAGGAGUUUCUGCUGCAGAGAGAAAGAUUAUAGCUCAGGAAGUUCAUCUUCCAGAAGGCUCCUUUCCUCUUAAGUACCUUGGGAGUAUUGUAAAGGAGAUAGAGAAAUUAUGUCGUAGCUUUCUUUGGGGUAGUUCUGGUAUGAGGAGUAAGCCUUAUCUUGCCUCUUGGCAGAAGGUUUGCCUUCCUAAAGCUUAUGGUGGACUUGGUUUCAGAGAUGGAGCUCUUUGGAAUAUAGCUAUUCUAGCCAAAUAUAUCUGGGCUAUAUCUGAGCAGCCUGAGAUUUUAUGGGUUAAAUGGGUCAAUACUAUAUAUUUGAAAGGCUUCAACUUCUGGAGUUACACACUGAAAUCUGACUGUAGUUGGUAUUGGCGGAAGUUAUGUCACAUUAGGGAGAAAUUUGGUUAUUCUGAGAUACAGGCAGCUGGUUGUCUUGGGAGAUUCCAGCCUUCCAAAUUGUACAAUUGUGCUUUAAACCAGCAGCUUGUGGGCUACUACCAUGCAGUUUGGAGUAAGCUUAACUUACCAAAACAUAGAUUCCUCCUUUGGCAGGUGAUUAAUGAACAACUUCUUACCAGGGACAAUCUAAUUCGAUUGCAUAUUCAGGUGCCAAUCCUGUUAUGUCCGGUCUGUGGGAGUUAUUCCGAGAAUCACCAUCAUCUUUUCUUUGCUUGCAGUCUGUCUAAGUAA